AGGGCAUGAUGAUGAUGAUGAUGAUGCAACAAUGCAAUUAACAUUGAGUGUUUGUGCCAUUUACCGUUAUAUGCCAUGUACUGUUCUGAGUGCUUUAUAUGUGAUCCAGGUAAUCUUGCCAGCAACUGUAGGAGUAAUUGUUGUUACUGUGUUUAUUUUACAGAUGAGGAAACUGGGACACAGGAGAUUUAAUUACUUAACCAAGGUUAUACAACUAGGAAGUGAUAGAACAAAAUCUGAACGCAGGCUCUCUGGCUACAGAUUAUACUAGAGGAAGGAAAUCUGGGGAUAGUUGGUAAAAACACCCUUAAGCUUGGAGUAAGGUAAUUUCUUUGGGAGAUUAGGAGAAGUGUACUAUCCUGCCAUAAUAAAGAGAAAAUGAACAAACCAUAGGAGAAUAAUAUUGGCAGACAGUGUCCAACUAGAUAAAAUAUACUAUGGGUUAGGCAGAUGGGAGGGAAAGUGGAAGUGAAAUGUGGCAGAUGCAUUAUACAGUGAAACAUGGUGCACAGAUAGUCAUUGAGUUUAACCUUGAUGAGACCAGAAAGCAGUUAACUUUCUUGUACAUAUGAAAUCUGUCUUUAAAUGCCUGAAGAACGGGCUUACUCAAUUGAGAUAGAGAUUUGCAGUGAUUUUUCAAGGAGGUAUAGGGGCAUUUAACAUCUUCCCCCACACACACCCAAUAUAUCAUAAUCAUACAGUUGUCAAAUCAUUACACAUACAAUUUCCUUGAUUCUGGUUUUUUCCUCUAUUCCUUUAGGGGGAUGAAACCUAUCACCCCUUUAGAGCACUUUAAAAAGUGUGUGUGUGUGUGUGUGUGUAUUAAAAUAAUAAAUACAUUGUGAAAAAUCACCAACAGGUAUGACCAAUGAAAGGGGAAAAUUUCCUUCCCAUUAUUAUCUUGUUCUCUAGAGAGAAUCUCUCUUAAAAUUUGGUUGUAUUUGAAACUGUUUUUACUGAUGGAAAUGUGCUGGAAUUCUGUCAUGGUUAUUGAGAUAGAAAAAUAUUGAGACUCACUUCCCUAAUGCCAAGAAUGGAAGGAAUGGAAAGGAGAUGUUGGAGCUUUAUCACUGGAAGUGUAAGACUUGUAGAAAUGCUAGAAAGAAGAUGCAAGCAUUGGCCAGGAUUGGUGGGAUUAGAGACAGAAGAAGGAGGAGGCAUUGACUAAAUGACUUUUAACAUCCCUUUCAAACCUGUAAUUCUGUGUUUUUACCAACAGACUGAUAACCCAACCCAAAGGAAAAGACUCCAGUGUAAUUUUGAGAUAGUUGACUUGAGUGGAAGAAAAAGUGGUAUGGAGAAACUAACUGAGAAACUGAUUUAUCAAAGGUCAGAGCAAGGUAUUGGUGGAUCCAGGGAUAAAUCCCAACCCUCUUAACUCCUGAUCAGUUUUUAGUUCUUUGACUAUGCAGCCUAAUGGCUUCCCUGGUGGCCCACGGGGUUAAGCACAGCACCAUGAAGCAAUCCGCAUCUCUGCAGCAUGAUUUCAAUCACUGGCCAGCCAAGGAGCUACCCACAUGUAAUAGACUGGAAUGAUGUUAGAAAACACAAAUAUAGUCAUCUGUCAGAGUCUGCAUCCCAAUGUCAAGAAGCUACCGACAUCCUGGAGCUAGGUCAUUUUACCUGGGACAAAUACCUAAAAGAAACAUGUUCAGUCCCAGCACCUGUCCAUUGCUUCAAGCAGUCCUAUACCCCUCCAAGCAACAAUUUCAAGAUCAGCAUGAAACUGGAAGCACAGGAUCCCAGGAACACCACAUCCACCUGUAUUGCCACAGUUGUUGGACUGACAGGUGCUCGCCUCCGUCUCCGCCUUGAUGGCAGCGACAAUAAGAAUGACUUCUGGCGGCUGGUUGACUCAGCUGAAAUCCAGCCUAUUGGGAACUGUGAGAAGAAUGGGGGUAUGCUGCAGCCUCCUCUUGGAUUUCGGCUGAAUGCCUCCUCUUGGCCCAUGUUCCUUUUGAAGACACUCAAUGGAGCAGAGAUGGCUCCCAUCAGGAUUUUCCACAAGGAACCACCAUCGCCUCCCCACAACUACUUCAAAAUGGGAAUGAAGCUAGAAGCUGUGGACAGGAAGAACCCUCAUUUCAUUUGCCCAGCCACUAUUGGGGAGGUUCGGGGCUCAGAGGUGCUUGUCACUUUUGAUGGGUGGCGAGGGGCCUUUGACUACUGGUGCCGCUUCGACUCCCGAGACAUCUUCCCUGUGGGCUGGUGUUCCUUGACUGGAGACAACCUACAGCCGCCUGGCACUAAAGAUGCCGCAGCGGUUGAGCGCUGGGUUACGAAGCUGCCAGCAGCCUCCACAACGCCGGUUCGAUCCCCGGCCACAGUUGUGAUCCCAAAGAAUCCCUAUCCUGUAUCUGAGGUGAACACUGAGAAGCCCAGCAUCUACAGCAGCACCAAAACUGUCUUGGAGCAUCAACCAGGACAGAAGGGGCGUAAACCAGGAAAGAAGCGGGGCCGGACACCCAAGCCCUUAAUUCCCCAUCCCAUCUCAACCCCUUCCAAGUCAACUGAACCUUUGAAAUUUCCAAAGAAGAGGGGUCCCAAACCUGGCAGUAAGAGGAAACCUCGGAAUUUGCUGAACCCACCACCCACCUCACCAACAACCAGCACCCCUGAACCGGAUACCAGCACUGUACCCCAAGAUGCUGCCACCAUCCCCAGCUCAGCCAUGCAGGCCCCCACAGUUUGUAUUUACUUGAACAAGAACGGCAGCACAGGCCCCCACUUAGAUAAGAAGAAGGUCCAGCAACUCCCUGACCAUUUUGGGCCGGCCCGUGCCUCUGUGGUGUUACAGCAGGCUGUCCAGGCUUGUAUCGACUGUGCUUAUCACCAGAAAACCGUCUUCAGCUUCCUCAAACAAGGCCACGGUGGUGAGGUUAUCUCAGCCGUGUUUGACCGGGAACAGCACACCCUCAACCUCCCAGCAGUCAACAGCAUCACCUACGUCCUCCGUUUCCUGGAGAAACUCUGCCACAACCUUCGCAGUGACAAUCUGUUUGGCAACCAGCCCUUUACACAGACACAUUUGUCACUCUCUACCACAGAGUACAGCCACAGCCACGACAGGUACCUACCAGGUGAAACGUUUGUCCUCGGAAAUAGUCUGGUCCGGUCCUUGGAGCCACACUCAGACUCAAUGGACUCUACCUUGAAUCCCACCAACCUUGUUAGCACCUCUCAAAAUCUUCGAACCUCUGGGUACAGGCCUUUGCUCUCCUCCUGUGGCCUCCCACUUAGCUCUGCUUCAGCUGUGCGCAGGCUGUGCUCCAGGGGGUCGGACCGAUACCUGGAAAGCCGGGACGCCUCUCGACUGAAUGGCCGGGACCCCUCCUCAUGGACUGUCGAGGAUGUGAUGCAGUUUGUUCGGGAAGCUGAUCCUCAGCUUGGGCCCCACGCUGACCUCUUUCGCAAACACGAGAUCGACGGCAAGGCUCUGCUUCUGCUUCGCAGCGACAUGAUGAUGAAGUACAUGGGUCUGAAGCUGGGGCCUGCACUCAAGCUCUCCUACCACAUUGACCGACUGAAGCAGGUGUCCACAGCUCUCCUCAGCAUCUCUGUGGAAGUCCCUGAGGUCGCUCUCUGGGAUGUGGCCUGGUGGACACAGUUGCCAAGUGGACACAUGGUUUCUACCCUCAGGCCGGAUACCACAAUCCCUCCUCAGGAAGAGCCAGAAAGUGACUCACCCUUCCUCCUUGAGACAAAAGAAAAACAUGGAAAACCUUCUUGCCUGGGAGAGUGCAGGUACUCCUGGCCUUACUGUCUUCCCUCGACUUUUUGCAGCCUCUUUACCCUAAUGCUCUCCAAGUCACUACAUCAGGGAAGCUCCACAACUGCAGCCCAGGACAGUCACCCGAAAGCUGCUGCAGAUGCUUCCAGGAGCCAGCAGCCAACAGGUCCAGCGUACACACUGCAUUCCAGAUGCCCUGUGGGUGGCAGGGGGCUGGCCCCAUCCAAGGACAGCCAAGAGCCUGCAGGCAGUCACGGUGUGCAGGGGGCGCUCAAGGCAGGCUGAAGUGAUAGGGGCCCAGUGGCAAAGCCUGUGUCCUCCCCACUUCUCCCCUGAGUUCAGUCCACUCUUGACAUCCUUGCUUUCCCAACACAGCAGCUGAGCUUGUCCCCACCCACACGCUGCCCUCACCCUCUGCCCCUUCUCCAGCCCUCCUGGGCAGUUAGUGCCUAUCCCAUCACUGAGGUGGUGGGAGCCACCCAGGGGACACUCCAGUUUUCAACUCAAAAAGCCCUUUCUCAGCUCCCUCAUGGCCUUCUCUUUGGGCCAACUCCCAUUUUUAACUAAAUCCAGGAGUUUUUCUCCAGUGCCAGGUGGGGUUUGUCAGUAAGAUCGCAGACAUCCAGCAAGAGGAUUGAAAGGGGUUGCUUGUCCCACAACAAUGAGCUCUCAUCUGCCACUGCCUGCAGAGCACCAUCAAUACUGUUAGAAAGCCUAACAUCCUAUUUCAGUAUUUAAUAUAUUAUGUAUUUAGUGCUUACAAUAAAAGACGAAUUUUGCCUCCUGAACAAAAGAAAUGGAACUAAAAUUGUUGAAGAUUACAGGGAAAUAUGUGACCCAGUAGUUUAAAGAGGUUUCCAGUAAGCCUGGGGACAGUUUUGGCUCUCAAACCAGUUUGGAAAAUUUCACGCAGAGCAGCUGCCUGAUAGCAAGGCCUCCAGAGAAGCAGGGAGAAGGCCCUGGUUGUGUUCACAAGUUUCAUCUGUCAGGCACCUCUCCUGGCCAGCUGUCUAUUUCUGCACCACUCAGCAUGACUCCUUUUAAUCAGCUGAGACAGCUACACUGCUGCUGCUGCUGAAGUCAGAGUCUAGAAGGGCCUGAGGAAGGGGGAGGCAGGGAGGUGUAGAGCCGGACCUCUCAGAGCUGUAGCUACAGUGACGGGCAGGUAGGGGCCACCAGACAGGCUCUCCCCCGGCCACUGCCAC
Messenger RNA from Talpa occidentalis (Iberian mole), 4935 nucleotides. It is a transcript of the gene SCMH1, whose product is annotated as Scm polycomb group protein homolog 1. Gene Ontology annotation, molecular function: protein binding. The record is from RefSeq and is a predicted model, not a curated record. The transcript is spliced from 18 exons. Gene Ontology annotation, biological process: regulation of DNA-templated transcription. The coding region runs from base 1481 to 4015 and encodes 844 amino acids. Gene Ontology annotation, cellular component: nucleus. NCBI's taxonomy places the organism in Eukaryota, Metazoa, Chordata, Mammalia, Eulipotyphla, Talpidae.